UAGGUUUUUGAGCUUUCUCCAGUAUUACAGCAAAAUCAAACGUCUACAAGAGUCUAGCAGUAUCAAACUGAAGCUGUUUUGAUGCUCGAGCCAGCGUCUUCGGAGUGGGAUGAUUUUGAGCAAGACUGCCUGACACUGCCUGAGCUGUGCAAUGCUGCGUGCUUGUCAGAGAUGAGCUGAGGGAUUGCAUUCUUGGGCUCCAACGACUUUUCUGGUGGACAGAUGAAACGACUAUUGUGCGGCUGGCACUUCACAUGCGGAGUCUUGCAUUUUUCUGCUAUCCAGGAGACUACGGCCGAAGUAGGUGUAAUGCUCAGCGUGAUCACGCGAAAUCGUUUUUGGACUCAUGCUCUGUCGACCUUGUCCCUGUUGCAGUCACUUCAAUACGCCAAGUUGCAUGCCCAGCAAGCCUGGUUUGCAUGGCAUAUCCUGGACGAUGCCUCCGAAAAGUCUGAUGCCAGGAAGAAGAAUGAUAUGAUAACUGACCUGACCCAGCGCGGUUGGGUUGACAACUACACCAGAUUGGAUCGGCGCUCAGGAACUGUGCACGCUUUGCGGCACGCUGUGGAUACAUUCUUGAUGAGAAAAGAGUUCCAUCUAUUUCUACAUUGUGAUGAUGACAUUUUGAUGGGUGAAGGCACUCUGACACAGGCCGUACAUGACUACUUGACUGACCACUCGAAACCAUCUCGUGCGGGAGGCGUGCUUGCCCUCUUCGUAAAUUCAUGGCUGGACGAGCAGCUUUCUGAUGUCUCCUCCAGCCCAUACGCAACCGCACCAUUUCUCGGUGGUGCUGCUUACAUUGCUGAUCGUCUGACACUUGAAGCGACAGGAAAUCCCUGGGCUCAUGCAUUGAAAAACAAUCCCAGAGUCUCACCCCAUGAAGCACAUGUGCAGUGGCUUCGACAAUUGCUUCCAUCAAAAGGUCUCCAAAUUUGGAUCCGUUGGCAAAAGCCAUAUGAAUGUCAGCACCUGGGAAAUGUCAGAACUCUGAAUUUUGGAAUGCAACCUGAAUGGGAACCAAUGUGGGCGAUCGAUCACACGAGCAAGAAAAUUGUAGAAGUGCCAGGCUACAGCUCAGCAGAUGUGAGGACAGCUCUGUGGGCACAGCAAAAGUGUUUGCGCAACUUUGUGCUCUACCAGAAUUCGAUAGCCAGAGAGCCACUCAAGCUGCCAACAACUGGCACAAUUGAACAUUGGUCAUCCUGGACAUGCUCAACGCAUCACUUCCACUACUUGGAGAUUGGCACGUCUGACUUUGAUACCCUUUUGUCGAGGCAUGUUUGGCGACCAGACGUGCGAGGUAUUUCUAUUGAACCCCUCAGGACAUACUUUGACAAACUUCCUUCAGGCACAAACAAGCUACUGCUGAACAUUGCCAUCAGCGACCAUGAUGGCUACGAGACACUUUACUUCGUUCGCCCAGAUGUGAUAGAUGCCCAUUUGGGAUCUGAAAGCCUGUGUCAGCGAAGCCACUUACACGAUGUUGGGCUUACUGAAUGCCUUCCAGGCUGGAUGCGAGGAGCAUCAUCAAUCAAGAAAGUGCCUGAAGGUGUCCGGCAGUUUCUGGGAGAUGACAUGCUGCGAUCAGUGCUGGCCAAAGUCCAAGUGCCAUGCAUGACGUACGAAACAUUGGUCACAGUGUAUGGUGUUGGUUCGUUGGAUAUUCUGAAAAUCGACACCGAAGGGUUUGACCAUGAGAUUUUGCGAGCAGUUCUGGCGUUGGGAUAUUCUCGACAUUUGUGGCCGUGGCAGGUGCAGUUUGAAAAGAACAUGCUCUCCGAUUGGAGAACGUUGGACGAACAGGUAAUCAAAUUGCAGGAUGCUGGGUACCGAUGCCGGAUGACCAACGUGGAAGUAGCCUCAUGCUGGCGAGAAUUUGCGGCAGAAAAUGUGCAUUGCGAGCGCAUCACAGUCAAGAUGCAGCAAAUUCUAUCCAAUGUCAGCGAUGUAAAGUUAGAGAAGCAGAACCUUCAGGAGGACUGUUUGCCGCAGGCUGGGAUGCUUCGCCUGCCUUGGAUGAUGCGUUCGAGCUGCGCACUAUGCAUCGUAUUGAAGCUGCUGCAGGGAACUUAUAUAAAAAGCCGGGAACAGGAAUGCUGCCAAGGGCUAAGUUGGAUCAAGUUUAUACUCAUGCCACAAUUUGACAGGGAGUGGACGAGAGCUGGGAGACUGAGAGGGUUUUCACUUGCUUUCACCUAUGCUUGCGGUGUACGUUGAUUCACGAUUCGCUUGGUUUCAAGGUCAUGAAGCGGAAAUAGAGGCCGGAACUCGACCUGAGGAGGUGCCGGUUUCUCAGCUGGAAGAAGAGCUUGCGGUUCUCGAAUCGGUGACUUUUGCUUCGCAAGGGUCGCUAAGGACAUCGCUUGCAACGGAGACCAUCCCACUGGAGUCUGUCCACGCAGAAUCAGGUUCGCAGCAGGCUGCCAAUGCGUGGGAGAAUACGACCUCAAGAGAGAUCAAGGAAGCUCCAAUUCCUGCAUCUGUCAGCGAGCUGGAAGGCAUGGAAACAGAAGUUACUACGCAGGAUGCUCUGACACCCAAAGCACAGGCUAGCCAUCCAGGCCUGGAAGAAGACCUGCAGGACACUGUGCCACUUUCUCACCCAAACUCCGGCUCCAAAUCUGAAGGCGUUGCGGAAGUCCGACCCGGCGUCGUUCAGGAGUCCAUUCACAGCAGCCCUGCCAACUCAGCUGUGACAUCAGUGGGCUGCAGUGGAUACCAGGCGGUGGCUGGGAUGCCAGCAGCCCUCUCGGCCGAAGACGAAGCUGUGACAGGUCUGAGGCGUCGUGGCGGUGUGGAAGUGGUCGUUGAUUUGCCUCCUGUGAGGCCUCUUUCAGGUGUCUCAGCAGACACGGCAUCUGGCGGAGGGAGACCUCCCUCAGGUCGAAUAGCAAAUCCGACCGCAAGUACCAGUGCUGAGAAUGACAGCUUGAUUUGCCUGGGAGUACGGCAUGGGUUAGCACAGAGGGUACCAUCUGCUGGGCGGCGACAAAGCCUUUUGAAGGCAGAAGCGCAGCGACGCAGUUUGUCGAUAGGUCGUCGAAGUGUUUCAGGAAUGCAGUCAAAUCGCAAGCUUGUACGCAAUGCCUUAGAGCACUGCCUUAAGGGAGAUGCGAACCGUGAACAACGGGAGCAAGUGCUCAAGUCUUUUGACGACGACUUGGAAAAGUUCGACCGGUUCAUCAUCCUUUUUCGCAGCAUUCACACAGGCCGACAUGACCUCCGAGCACUUUACGGCUUUUCCGAGGGCUCUUGGACAAGAGUCUUACAGUUGCUCCCUUCACCAGUGUCCCUUCAAGAACGCAUGGUGACGCAGUGUCUUAGAUACGACUCUGGUGGGAAGGAGUUCAAGGAAGUCCCUGCUUCACAAGAGACCUUGUCUGUUGCCGAUGCCGUUUUCUUUUACCCUCAAUACUUGCAGAAGCCGAGAGGGCCGCCCUAAAAUCAUUCUUGGUUGCACGACGUUGACCAUUGUUGGCAACAUACUCCAAGUGUAUUUCAG
Messenger RNA from Durusdinium trenchii, 3505 nucleotides. The record is from the annotation of a GenBank genome assembly. Lineage: Eukaryota; Dinophyceae; Suessiales; Symbiodiniaceae.